Messenger RNA from Aegilops tauschii subsp. strangulata, 1740 nucleotides. NCBI's taxonomy places the organism in Eukaryota, Viridiplantae, Streptophyta, Magnoliopsida, Poales, Poaceae. The record is from RefSeq and is a predicted model, not a curated record.
GGUAGAGGUGGAUCGAGGGGGUUUUCAGCGGAUCUUUCUCGCGUGGCCCACAAACCUCGCAAAAGCCCGAGACACCAUUUGGCACGCGGGGUUUCCAAGGCCCAACCCGUCCGAACCCCUUCCGAUCCCCUCCUUUCCAUGCGGUUCUCAGCCCUCGAGGGGGGGCUCGAGGAUUUGGAGGAGACAUGCUGCCGCCGCCAGCUCAACACGCCGCCGUCCGACUCCUCCUCAAGACGCCACCGCCUGACGCCUCGACGCUGGCGUACCUCCUCCGCCCAACGCCUUGACGCCGAUUUCUUCCAGGCUUAUUGUGGGACACACUACGGCUAAAUUCUGUAGCAUACCAAAAGUGUUGCGCAAGGCGAACUACUCCACUGGCAUCAAGGCGCCGCCAUUCUGGAAGAAAAUCCAACGGCACCUCGACUUCGAGGGGCUGUUGGGUUCCCCUGAUCAUGAGGAUUCUUGGAAGAAGGCCAAGCUGCUAGACAAUGUGAUAACUGUGGUCACUACAGCAGUGAAAAAUCUGUCUGUGGCGGCUGCUCCGCUGCUUGCUUCAUCGGAUGGGGCUUAGACUGCUUCAGCAAGCACGGAGGCGCAGGUGCUAGGAGUCCCCCAGGAGGGGAGGCUUGUGUUGGCUGGAUCCGGCUCAAGUGUGGCCAAUGAUUUGUCUCAAUCAAAGAAGCAAGCUGGAACUGCUAUGGACAGGGUGGCUGAUCUCAACACCAACAUGAUCGACUCCCUGCCUAUGGCUACUUUUAGUCUCCAAGAGGACCAACAUGUGGGUGUUGCGGACGGAGAGGUUGAUCCCUUCACCAGCUCGGUCAGUCUCCUACCAGUGGUUGUUGCUGGUGCACAAGAGGAUUAUCAACCGUACACUGGUGCGCUUCCUCGAGCCGGUUCGACCAUCACAGGAGGACAGGUCGGUCCUCUGCCUAGCCGUAUCUUGGGCAAGCUCCAGGAGGUUCAGGAAGGACCGCCUGGCUUUGCUGCUACUGGAGCGCUUGUGGCGGCUAAUGUUGGUGGCGCUCGUCAAGGUACUGGGCGCCCUAUGGUUGAUGCUUCUGGAGCAGAAACUAUAUGGGGGCACUGGAAGAGGUAUCAUAGAGAGGAGAUGAAAGAGCGUGUUAAGGUCCAGUACGCAGGCGUCAAACACGCCAAGUUUGGGGUUGUUACUCCCCCGAACAGUAUGAGCGACCUCUCGAGCCGUAAGGUUGCUUUCGCCACCAUCCUUCAGAGCGCUGCUAGAAGUAAGAGACGCUUCGCUGAGGAUCAAGAAUUCUUUAUCAACAUGAACAAUAAUAGUUUUGAGAGUCUAGAAUUUAGGGGCUCUGAUGAUGUGAGUGUGUCAUGUAAAAGAGUGUGUGUGUUGAGGCUCAUCUAGGUGUUGAUGGGUUUGUAACUCAUGUAACUCAGGAAGUUGAUGGGGGUGAGGAGGUCUUAGAGGAUAGGAGGAGAGAGUUUGUAGGUGAAGAAAAAGAGGAAGGUCCCAACCUUUAGGAAGCUACCGGCCCUGGGGCUGCCGGUCAACUAACGGGCGCGCAUGGUGACGCCCGUCAGGAGCCAUGAAAAUGCUAAGCUAGAACUGUCGAGGCUUGGGUCAACCUUGUACAGUUCAAGAGUUGGUGUGCCUCAAUAAGACGCACAUACCCAAUGUUGUCUUCCUUUCAGAAACAAGAAAAAUUAAAAGACUAUGUUGAGUGCUCGCGCUACCGCUUGGGUGUGAGGAAUGUUUUCACCGUA